UACGUCUUCCGGGUUAGUUCUUUCUCGUUGGCAUGGUUGUUGGAUGUGUAAACCCACAGAACAUGUGUAAUUAAAAAUUGGAAAACAAGAUGAGUUCUCAGAAAGGUAAUGUAUCUCGGUCGCGGGGCCAGAAGCAUCAAAACACCACUGCCUACAAAAAUGACAAGUACGGAGCGACGGCACAAGUGAAGAAGGCGAACUCAAAGAUCCACGAUGGUCUCUGUCAACACUGUAAGGGUGUUCUUGAGUGGAAAGUCAAAUACAACAAAUACAAGCCACUAACGCAGCCCCGAAAAUGCAUCAAAUGUUCUCAAAAGACUGUGAAGGAUGCAUAUCACAUCAUUUGUAAGCCCUGCUCUCUUCAGCUAGAGAUCUGCUGCAAGUGUGGGAAGAAAGAGGAGAUUGUUAUACCGAUAAACUCACAUCUGGACAAGAAAGAGCCAGAAGAGGACAGUGAACAGACAAAAAAAGGAUCUAGACGAGGGAAGAAGGACAUGGACAGUGAUGAUGAUUUUGAUGAUGACGACUUUGGUGACCUUGAAGAUGAGGAUGAUGAAGACUUUGACUGUGACACAGGUCCAAAGAAAACACAGAGCAAGUCUGCUGCACUCCCAGAUGUGUCCCGAGUUAAUCUUAAAGACUAAACACAGUAAGAGGGUUCUUGUUGUACCACGUGGACGUUUUUAAACUUAUGUACCAAACAAGUUUUCUAAUCAAUGUACAGUAUGAGGAUUGUGAUUUGACCACACUCAGAUUAACUGAUGCAAAUAAACUAAUUGCUGCUG
Molecule: messenger RNA, 785 nt
Organism: Toxotes jaculatrix (banded archerfish)
Lineage: Eukaryota; Metazoa; Chordata; Actinopteri; Toxotidae
Gene: c7h9orf85
Product: chromosome 7 C9orf85 homolog
Exons: 4
Coding region: 90-644 (184 amino acids)
Source: RefSeq, a predicted model, not a curated record